Messenger RNA from Neocloeon triangulifer, 1731 nucleotides. RefSeq lists its product as uncharacterized. Gene Ontology annotation, cellular component: extracellular region. Bases 67 to 648 code for a protein of 193 amino acids. The record is from RefSeq and is a predicted model, not a curated record. The transcript has 4 exons. NCBI's taxonomy places the organism in Eukaryota, Metazoa, Arthropoda, Insecta, Ephemeroptera, Baetidae. Gene Ontology annotation, molecular function: chitin binding.
CCUGCCGCCCCCCUCCUCACUCGGCUCUCUGGAGGAAAGCCAGCAGCACUCCGGCAGCUCAGUAUCAUGGGCCGAGCCGCUGCUUUGCUUGUCAUUUUCCUGCUCUGCCACCUGCGCUCAGAGGGAGCCGAGGAAGGAGCGCCCGUGAAAAAGGCGAGGGCCCCCGCCCAGCCUGGUGGCGAGGAAUUGGGCACCAAGUCGGCCACCGCGCGACCUCACGACGACGACGAUGGUCAGCAGUCGCAUCUGCCCGCAAGCUUCCUGAGCCCCUCGGUGCUUCAGGCCCUCGAGCUGGGCAAGGCCAUCCCAGGUCGUGCUGGUUCAGACUACCCAGUGCUGGGCGAAGUUCCCUACACAAAUUUCUACUGCGACGAGCAGCCGUACCCAGGCUUUUUCGCAGACACAGAGACCAGAUGCCAGGCCUGGCAUUACUGCGACAUUGAUGGACGCCAAGCGUCCUUCCUGUGUCCGAAUGGGACUCAGUUCAACCAGGCCGUUUUUGUGUGCGACUGGUGGUUCAACGUGCGUUGCGACCUGAGCACGGUCCUUUAUGCCCUGAACGACCGCCUUUAUAGAAGGCCGCACCACGACGUGGCCGCUCCUCAUCGUAGCAUCACCAAGGAUCUGCUGGAAAACAUCUUCACUUAGUGCCAUUUUAUGUCUUUUAAAUAAAGUAGUGAAAUUUUUAGAAGUGUAGAUAGACACUUUUCCAAAAGACUGCUGCGGACAAAAGAUCAGAUGGGAAGGGUAUAUUAUCUUUUUUCAAUUAGGUUGUGGCAACUCAGGGCUCUUAUCAAGCCUGAUUUCCGUGUUAAAAAAAUUCAGUUUAAUUGCCUCGUUGUCACAAAAUGUACGCCAGAACCUUGGCAUUAACAAAUUUGCCUCUCCAAUUUUCUUCGACAGAUAAUAAUUUCUGCUGUAAGCUGGGUGCCGAUAUAUGUUAUCCGCCGCGUGACCUUAAGUUAAAUAUCUCUCCCUUUUUUGUGCCUUCCUUUUCAUCGCGAAACAAUUACGCCACAGAUUAUACAGAUGACCGAACAUUUUCGCGGCUCGCAUUCGAUAUUCUUUGCUCUUGUUGUUAUGCGCGUGGAGUUAGCCAAAGGUGCAUUCGUGACUAGGCAAUGAAAGGAUAUAAUAUAUAGAGCAAAGACCUUCGCGCGAGCUCGGCAGUGAAAGGAACAACAAAGGAACAGGAUUUGAAUUGGCGGGCGGAUUACAUUAUCUUGACUCUGAAAUUAUAAAAUUGAAAAUGCUUUUUAUACAAAAGCGAUAUAUCGAGAGUUGUGUUGUUGCGGUAUCCGGGGGCGUGCAAAAAUCAUGAGGUUCAGGCUUGACAGCCGGCGAAACUUCGUGUUUCUGUUGGGCAAUUUAUCUUCCGCUCGGAAAGUGCCUUCUAGUAAAUUAUUUAGACUUUUAUAUGCAUCUGCAUUGUGCCUUUUUUAACGACGACGAAUUGUAUUGUCUUGCGCGGUGUAUUCGACCAGCGGGCGUUUUUUUUUAUUGUUUAGCAGUACCUGUUAGUUUCGUGGACUUGAUGCAAAAGUACAACUUCUAUUUCCUCCCUUUUUGCAGUUUUAUAGCCAUGUGUGUAAGACCGGCUCACGUGUACCAGUAUUUUUUCCUCCAGCCAUUCUCCGCCACUUAUAAUGUAUUCUGAAGUUGUUCAGCAGGACAUCAAUUACUAUUUCGAAACUAGAAAAUAAAAACUACCUGAUUAAUUGGCAACGUCAA